Anopheles marshallii is the source of this 4937-nucleotide messenger RNA. Its product is annotated as hemicentin-1. Lineage: Eukaryota; Metazoa; Arthropoda; Insecta; Diptera; Culicidae. The coding region runs from base 1 to 4914 and encodes 1637 amino acids. The record is from RefSeq and is a predicted model, not a curated record. The transcript is spliced from 19 exons.
AUGAAUAGUAUUGUUAUACUGAGUUUAUGGAUACUCCUGCACAUUAGCAAUACAUCUUGUCAAGAUGAAAAAAUAUCCGUUUUAAGGGGCGAGAAGGUAGAGCUGGCCUGCCCGAUCGAUAUAGCGACCUGCGGCGAGCUGCACUCGCUGAAAUGGUUCAAGGGAACCGAACGGAUAGCGGUCGUGUCCGGUGAUGGCGAGGUGGCCAAAGUCGAGGGCAGCUACAACGAUCGGCUCUCGCUGUCGCACGAGGCACAAACGAGCCGGCUAAUUUUCCGCAGCGUUGAAAUAGCGGACGAAGAUACAUAUCUGUGCGAGACCACGUUUCUCGAACCGUCGGAGCUGUGCGAAAAUUCGGGCGCGUACAGCGUGGCGCUAAACGUCUACGCCGUGCCGUCGGUCAUUACGCUGCAGGAUGGCAAUAGGAAUAGUAUUAAAAACGGUUCCCACAUUGGACCGAUGCGCGAAGGACAGGACCUGCAGGUCGUGUGCGAGGUAUACGGUGCCCGUCCAGAGCCUGUGAUAAGUUGGCAUCGUUCUGGUCGGGUUAUUCGUGAUAAUCUGGUGGUGGAGGAACACAACGGACUGUACACGGUGAAGUCAACGUUGUCGCUCACGCUAUCCCGCCAGGAGCUGGGAGCCACGUACAACUGUCGCGUGGAGAUGAAGGAUCUCCACCUGUCCGUAGACAACCAGUUUCACAUCGAUCUGCAAGUACGACCCACAAAGAUCAACUUAUCCGGUGUCGAACAUCACACGGUUCAGGGGACGAAGGUUUUGCUUCAGUGUCAGGUCAGCGGAGCAAGACCAGCAGCUAAUAUGACCUGGUACAAUUCAUCCAAGCUCAUCACGGAGGAAUCCAGUGAGAUGACUUCAAUUAAUACCAAAACAUAUCUUCAAAAUGAUGGAACGUUUGAAACGAUCAGUCAGAUGAUCUUUACUGCAACGCGCUUCGAAAACGGUGCGUCUAUGCGCUGUGAGGCCGACAACAUUGUGAUGCGUGAGGACCUGGACCGGCCGCUGCACGACACCCUCACGCUGGAAGUGAUGUAUCCACCGGUGGUGUCCGUAAAACCGGAAAACAUAACCGUCAACGAGACGCAAGAUUUUCUGAUCUUCUGCGACUACGAGGCGAACCCGGCAUCGCUCGAGAGCGUCAAGUGGUACCGGAACAAUCAGGAGAUCAAGCUGAACAGCGUGCGUUAUGAGGGUGGCAACCCGGAACAGACGGCACUGCUGAUAAAGAACUCAACGCGGCACGACAUCGGUGCCUACACCUGCGAGCUUUCGAAUUCGAUCGGGUUCGAUGUGUCUGAUAAUGAAGUUUAUGUUGAUGUUAUAUAUAAACCGACGGUGAUGUUAACGAUGGACCCGGAAGCGCCAGUGGUUGAGAAUGACCAGGCGAACAUAACGCUGCUUUGCAACAUUGUGGAUGGGAAUCCAAUGCUGCUGACCAAGGUCCGUUGGUUCCUGGACGGAGAGUUCCUGAAGGAGCUGCCGGAGUGCGAGGAAGAAACGCUCGGCACGGACGAGAACCUGUGCGAGGUUGAUCCGAGCAAGAUGUUGCUGCAGAACGUUGGCCGAGAGUUCAUCGGCAACUACUCGUGCGAGGGCUUCAAUGCGGCCGGCUGGGGUGAUGUGAGUGAUGAGAACCCGCUGGACAUCUACUACGAGCCGGGCAAUGCGUCCAUGGUGCACUAUCCGUACAUUGCGAUCAAGCGGCGCAGCGUGACGUUUAACUGCUCGAUCGAAGAUCGGGGAAAUCCUGCUGCUGGUCGCUACCGUUGGUUGCGUGGUGGGAAACCGGUGCUGGAUGUGGUCACACCGUCCUGGACGGUGGACCCAGUCGGGUUGGAUUCGCGCACGACAUUCUCCUGCUUUGCGUACAACGAAGGUGGCGAAGGAUACCCGGCGGAGGUGAAUCUGGAGGUGCACGCACCGCCGGCGUUUAUCCAAAAGUUGCAGCCCUACACGGGGGCCCUAUUUUCGACGACCAACAUGUCGUUGUCUUGUCGGGUGGAGUGUGUACCUUCGUGCAGCAUCUCGUGGUUUAAGGAUGGAAUUGGAAUUGAGGAGAACGAUGAGCGGUACUACAUCACCAACACGUAUCUACCGUCGGAACCAGCGACGGGUGACUUCGAGAGUGCAUACUCUGUGUUGCACUUCAACAUGUCUGCCUGGACGAAUGGAAUAUUGGACCGGAUUAAGGACAGCUCCAACUACUCGUGCGUGUCCACGAACAACUCUGCAGGACCGGGCGUUCGUAGUACCACUUACUUUGGUGUUGAAUAUCCACCCGAAAACACGAGCCUUUCGAGCACAACCAUCUCGGUGGAGGAGGGCAAAAUUCCACCCAAAAUCGUUUGCUCGUCGCGAGCCUACCCCGAGCCAGCGUUUUACUGGGCACGCAACGGGGAGAUCGUUGCCAAGGGCAGUGCGCUCAUAGUGGACGAAGGUUUGAGACGUUCGGAUGCGGGCAAGUACACCUGUACCGCAUUCAACAAACACGGAAACCAUUCAACCGAUGCAUACAUCGACAUCCAUUAUAAACCCACGUGUCAAAUCAUGCGGAAGGAGGUGGAGGACGAGGAGGUGCUGAUCUGUGUUGCUACUGGCAGUCCACGGGAGUCAGAGUUUGAGUGGAGCGUAAAGUACGCGAAUGACAGUUUGCCGAGCCAGCGCAUUAAGAGCGAGGCGUACGAGAGCUACCUGACGCUGGACGAUGCCGUGUCGGCGAUGCGUAUUUACGUGUGCGUCGCAAGCAAUAACGUCGGCAUGGGUACACCGUGCGAGAUGGAGGUUGCCGGGUACGUCGCCUGGUGGCUUAAGGGAGAUGUACUCACCCCGUACAUUCUGAUCGGGGCCGUGGCCGCUCUGCUGCUCGCGGUCAUACUGGUCUGCAUCAUCAUCAUUUGCAUCUGCCGACGGAAGCGACGACAGGAUAAGUCUUCUAUGCACAUGGAAGAAAUCGAAGAUGCCGAAUUCUCAUUUAUGAAAGAUCGCAGGUGUCUGCAACGGGAGACGGAUGCUUCCGAGAACAUCCGGCACUACGAUCAGUCGCUCCGGUGGCGCAUUCGACGAUUUUUCGAAAAACGUAACAGUAUCGAUUUGUUGCGCAUCUCCACGAGCAAUGUUAUUACGUAUGUUAAAAAGCCUCAAACCAUACCCACCGAAGACCCGUCGUCCCUCACGUCCUCCACUCCAGCAGCAAACGAUAGCACCGCCGCGACCAACACAACCACCAUCAGCACCACCAGACCAGCGUCCACCACGGCCCCAGCGGCAGGAACACCGGCACCGGGGGUCGAUGGUGGAAGUGCAAAUGUACCGGAAGCUGGUACGGCUGUAGGCGGAGUUACUGGAGAAUCAUCGACUGCUGGCGGAUCCCAGAUCGAACCAGGAGAAUAUGAAAACCUACCGUUCCAUGGAUUGCAAACACCGCCGAAAAAGGCUAUGCUGUGUAAAACUAAUCUCGCGCCAUCGCUGAAGCAUCAUAACAAAACGCUCACCCCGUCCUGCUUUCCAACGCAUCCGUACAACUACAUCAACUAUCAGAAGGACAGCCAGAAGGGUGGCCUGCAGGCUCCCCUCCACCCGACACUCCAGCACACUCCGGGUCUCCCGCCGCCUCCGUCCGGUGAGCCGCCGAGUAUGGACGAUUCGUGUAAAGGGAGCAAGAUGGCCGCUUUGGCGGACAACAGCGACACACUGUCCUCCCACAGCUUCACCAUCGGUGGAACGCGUUCCACAAAACGCUCGAGCGAGAAGAAGCUGAUAGAUCUGGAGACGGUAACACCACUGUACGAGAACCUGACCGAUUCGAUACAGAUCCAUGAGGCGACCACACCGACACUGAUCCCCACUACUAUGGGAGGUCCUGGGCCGCUCAUUCCACCCGGGAAGCCACUCAUUCUCGAAGGCCCGCACCAGGAACGGUACCGGAUCAGCCUGAAGAAGCCGGGCCGGAAGGGUGGAAGUAGUCGCUCGAACAGUGCCGUCUCGAACAGCUACUACGACUGCAUCAAGCCAAUACCGGCACCAAGACAUCGAAAGUAUGCCUCCACUAACUCGCUUGUAUCGAAGACACAUUCCACUAGCGGACAUGGCUUGAAACCGUACGGUGGUGGUAGUAGCACCCGGCUGGAUCCGAUCUACAUGAACCUUCCGUUCGGUAAUAGGGGACACGAAUCGUCACUCAGGCUUCACUCGGACACGGAAUCGGGCUCGGAGGGACAUAGCCGGGGCAUCAACGAGUACCCAGUGGCACCCGAUAAUCACUAUCUGGAGAUAACGCAGCACCAGACACGGAUAGUGAUCCCGCGCGAACUGUUCCCGGUGGAUAGCCGUGAGCAGCAGGCCAAGAUUAACCAGCUGCUCCGCAAGAGUGGCGCACCGCCCGUACCGCCCGCCCUACUGGCCGCUUCGCCCAGCACCAACACACCUUCAUCGUCAUCCUCCAGCAGCACUAACAGCCGGCGCCACAUUAAGCUGCCUUUACAGAAACAUCAUAGCUUUAAUUUCCAGUCGUCGCAAACGGUCGAGGCAACCGUGCGCGAUCUCAAGAUCAAAUCGCACUCGAUCAGCUCGAAAACGUUGCGCGACUACCGGGGCAGCAAUCAGCGGCAGAGCAAUGGCACCGGCAGCAGCACACUGAACCACCACCAUCAUCAACAUUCCCAUCAUGCCGGCAUGCUUCACGAGCACGACAGCGAGAACGAGUACUACGACCAACAGGAACAGCAGCAGCAGCAGCAACAGCAUCGCCAUCGUGCGGCGUCACACUUACCGUACGACACUAGCACCGUAGCCUUUAAACCCAUAACUCCCGUGCCAACGAGUACUACAGCAAUAAUAACUACCACUAACAGAAAGUCGGUUAAUAUGUGUAAUAAUGACAAAUUUGCAAUCAAAUAAAACAACAAAAUCACCAUCACCAU